Molecule: messenger RNA, 3562 nt
Organism: Phoenix dactylifera (date palm)
Lineage: Eukaryota; Viridiplantae; Streptophyta; Magnoliopsida; Arecales; Arecaceae
Product: putative leucine-rich repeat receptor-like protein kinase At1g68400
Biological process (GO): protein phosphorylation
Molecular function (GO): ATP binding; protein kinase activity; protein binding
Source: RefSeq, a predicted model, not a curated record
CUUUUUAUUCCCGUCUAAUUACGAUACCCAUCGUAUCCCACUGGAAUAAAUCCACGUACAUUCCUCUCCCUCUCCUCACUCGUACCAGAGGAACAAUGACAGUUAGAUACUCCGUCGCCCUACUCUUAUUCUUCCUCCUAGUCCCCGCCUCUCUCUCUUAUCCCCACCCUGACCUCCAAGCACUCCUAGCCUUCAGGUCCUCCGUCGACCCCUCCGGCGCCGCCCUCUUCUCAUGGGACCCCGCCGUCGACCCCUGCUCCGGCGCUUGGCUCGGCGUCACCUGCAGCCGCGGCCGCGUCGUCCGCCUCGUCCUCGAGGGCCUCCGCCUCGCCGGGCCCGUCGACGCCCUCGCCCUCUUCCCGACACUCUCUCUCCUCAGUCUCAAGAACAACUCGUUCUCAUCCCCGCUCCACCGCCUCGAUUUCACCCUCUGGCGGCCCCACCUCAAGCUCCUCUACCUCUCCCACAACCGUUUCUUCGGCCCCUUCCCCUUCGGCCUCCUCCAGCUCCGCCACCUCCACCGCCUCGACCUCGCCGGCAACCUCCUAUCCGGCGGCAUUCCGCCCGAGAUCGGCCUCCUCCUCCCGGGCCUCCUCACCCUCCGCCUCGAGAACAACCUCCUUACCGGCGGCAUCCCGAUGUCUUUGGCCGCCAUCGUCGAACUCUCUGACCUCAAUGUCUCUCACAACCGCUUGGCCGGGAAGAUUCCUGGGAGCCUUUCCUCCUUCCCUCCGUCCUCCUUCGCCGGGAAUCUUGACCUCUGCGGCGAUCCUCUGCCCCGGCGUUGCUUGAACCCGACGUCGAGGAGCCAUCCGAUGCCGAAGUUGGGUGGCGGGAGGAGGCGAUGGAAUUGGAAAUCGAAAUGGAUAUGGAUCGCGGCGUCGCUGGUCGCCGUCGCCGUCACCAUGUUAACGGCGGCGGCGCUCCUUCGUCGACGGAGAGAGAGAGUAGAAGACAGUAGAGGGGGAGCAGGGGAAACGGGAGUAGAGAGGGAAGAGAAACGAAGAAGUAGGAGAAGGGGAAACGGGGAGGGGCGGGAGGGGAAGAUGGAGUUCUUUGAGGGGUGCGGCGGGGUAUUCGGGCUGGAGGAGCUGAUGAGGGGGUCAGCGGAGAUGCUGGGGAGAGGGGCGGUGGGGUCAACAUACCGGGUGGUGAUGGAAAGUAGCGGGGGAGAGGGAGUGGUGGUGAAGAGGGUGAGGAGGGAGAGGAGGAGAGGGAAGGAGAGAAGAGCCGAGGGGGCGGAGGAGGGGUUGCUUCGAGAGAUCGGGGGAUGGAGGCACCCCAACGUCGUCAGUUUGAGGGCUUACUACGCCGACGACCACGAGCUCCUGCUCGUCUACGAUUACCUCCCCAACGGCAGCCUCCACAAUCUCUUGCACGGAAACCGAGGACCCGGAAGGACUCCAUUGGAAUGGACCACAAGGCUGAGGCUCGCAUUGGGUGCUGCAAAAGGCCUGGCCUUCCUCCAUGCUGCAUCCAACUCCAGGCUAUCUCAUCAGCACCUCACCUCCUCAAACAUCCUCGUCGACGAUGAGGGAGAUGCGCGCAUUUCUGACUUUGGACUCCUUCAGCUUCUCGCACCGCCAUCUUCUUCAUUUAAUUCCGCCUCCCACAUUGCAGCUCCGGAGACUCUGAACUCAAGUUCGUCGUCGAGAGGAACUACUCAGAAAUGUGAUGCGUAUAGCUUUGGAGUCAUUCUGUUGGAAAUUUUAACGGGGAGACCCGCGGAGGAUGGUGAAAUAAGUUUGCCCCAGUGGGUUCAGACGGUCGUGAGAGAAGAAUGGACGUCGGAAGUCUUCGAUACAGAGUUGUUGAGAUAUAAAGAGACGGAGGAUGAGAUGUUUGCUCUCUUGCAGGUGGCUCUGCUUUGUGUAUCUCGUGAACCUACGGAUCGCCCGAGCAUGACCAUGGUGUAUAAGAUGAUUGAGGAUAUUAGAGACAGGGGGAGUAGAAGCAGGGGAUCUCGUUCCCCUUCUAAAAAUGAUCGUUCCUAUGAGUCCUCCUCCCCUUCUCUCUCAGAAGAUGCUCCUACCUUCCCUGGCCGUUACGUUUUUUGAUUUUUACUUGGUGAAGAGCGUCAGACAAAUGAAGUUAUGUAGGUUAGCAGUCAAGCGAGGUCAAUUCUUGAGGCAUGACAAUAAUCUUUUUUUUUUUUAUGCAUUGGAAGAUCUCUUAUCUUCCUAUAUCUAAUGGCCAUUGAUAUUUUAAUAUUUUCUUCUUUUAUGGAGCACUAAUGAUGUCUGAAAGGAGAACACACUUAGCCUUAUCAUCCCUACCAUCUAAAUUAGUUUCAAUUAUUGUUGGAUCAACUUCUUUAUUAUGAUUUUUGAUGAAUCGACCGAGUAUUAUACAUGUAUAUAGAACCUGGCUGUGGCCUGAGGCCAGGCACCCUUAGAUCUGCACAAUACCUGGUCUCCAAUCCGUAUCAAAAAUGUCUUAAUGGGACCAAAGCAAAAAAAACACAAAAAAUGCCUGUAUGGCAAUUUAUCCAUUUCAAACAGGGCCUAAAGAGGGUAGUUGAACGAACCUCCCUCGACCCUCAACAGGGGUGGACGUCGACCGAGGAUUUUUUGCACUUUCUGGAGAUCUCCUCACGGAGGCCUAACCUUGAGAGCGGAAGAUUAGGACUACCUAUCUAGCCUAUCAUUAUUAGCUAAAUAGGAAUGUCCGAGUCUUCAAGGACUGCAGAGCACAUCCAAGGAUGGUGGUGGACAGAGCUCUUCUUCAUAAGGCGGAGAUUAUUCGCACCACUAUGCCAUCAUCUCUCGGGACGGCUAGAAAAAUCUGAGGCUCCCAUUCUGCUCCUAUAGCGUCCAGAACCAUAUUGGUCUUCUAGGAGCCCCCAUCCUCUGAGUUUCUCAAGGUAAACUAUGACGACAGUGUUGGCGAGGGAGAGAGAAAUGAAAGUAUGAGUUUCGUCAUCAAAGACCAUGAUGCCAGACUGAUAGCGGCUGGGGGACGGCGGAUCUUCGACACGUCUGUAAUGAGUACCGAACUCAGAGCCGCAUGGAAAGACAUCACUUAUGCAAAGCGUGUGAUGGGUGCAGACCACAUUCUCCUCGAGGAAGACUCGACCACGGGGAUCGAGUGGAUUCGGAGUUGGGGACGUGGCGCUAGCUGUAAGCCACUGCCCAAGAUUCGCAGACUUUUAGGCGAGUGUGGUCUCUAUCAGGCCACAUAUGUAUAUAAAAAGGCUUGCUAACUAGGUGGCCUCUUUCGCAGCUCACCAUUCCGGAGGCUUCAUCUAGAAAGACCAUGUGUCUGUGCCUUAUCCUCUGCACUAUCUUCUCUUUUUUGAUUUUGUUGACUGCAUCCACACCUGCCGUGUGUGAGCAGCCGUUGUGCCAAAAAAAGAAGAAGAAAAAAACAAAUCCCUACAUACCUCGGCUAUUCUUCUUAAGGUAGUCUUCUAGUUUUGCGAUUGGAUAAAUAUGAUCCAUAGAUUUGUUAAAUUUACACUAGAGACUGUCGUGUUUUUGAUAAAAAUCCCCUUGAGAUUGUUAUGUCCCAAUGCAGAUAGUUUUUCUCUCGCCAACAUUUGAUGUAGGUCAAGUCUAUACUA